AUGGACGCGGCCAUCGACCUCACCGACGCCUCCAAGGCCCUCGACCUGGCCAACAUCCGCUUCCAGCUCAUCCGCCUGGAAGACACCAUCACCUUCCAUCUGAUAGAGCGCGUGCAGUUCCCCCUCAACAGCACCAUCUACCGCCCCGGCGCCGUCGACAUUGGCGAUCCCGCCGUCAGCCUGUUUGACUGGAUCCUGCGCGAGCAAGAGCGCCUGCAGUCGCUGGUGCGCCGCUACCAGUCGCCCGACGAGUACCCCUUCUUCCCCGACGUCCUCCAGGAGCCCAUUCUCAAGCCCAUCCACUACCCCCAGAUCCUGCACCCCAACAGUGUCAACGUCAACGCCAAGCUCAAGGACUGCUACAUCCAGCACAUCCUGCCCGCCGCCUGUCUGCAGACCAACCGUGAAGACCGCGGCGAGUCGCAGGAGAACUAUGGAUCCUCGGCCACGUGCGACGUCCUGACCAUCCAGGCCCUCUCCCGCCGCAUCCACUUUGGCAAGUUUGUAGCCGAGGCCAAGUUCCAGCAAGAGACGGAGCGCUUUGUCAAGCUGAUCAAGGACGAGGACCGCAAGGGCAUUGACGAGGCCAUCACCAAUGCUGCCGUCGAAAAGAAGGUGCUGGAGAGGCUGAGGCUCAAGGCAAAGACAUAUGGCACCGACCCCGACCUAGGCGCCAACGGCUCGUCCAAGGUAGACGCCGACGCCGUGGUCGCAAUGUACAAGGAUUGGGUGAUCCCGCUGACCAAGGAAGUCGAGGUAGAAUACCUCAUGCAGCGGCUAAAGGGCACGCAAUGGGAGUAG
Molecule: messenger RNA, 801 nt
Organism: Exserohilum turcica Et28A
Lineage: Eukaryota; Fungi; Ascomycota; Dothideomycetes; Pleosporales; Pleosporaceae
Exons: 3
Coding region: 1-801 (266 amino acids)
Biological process (GO): aromatic amino acid biosynthetic process; chorismate metabolic process
Cellular component (GO): cytoplasm
Molecular function (GO): chorismate mutase activity
Source: RefSeq, a predicted model, not a curated record